Messenger RNA from Tarenaya hassleriana, 1938 nucleotides. RefSeq lists its product as uncharacterized. Gene Ontology annotation, cellular component: Ino80 complex. The transcript is spliced from 8 exons. Gene Ontology annotation, biological process: chromatin remodeling. The record is from RefSeq and is a predicted model, not a curated record. The coding region runs from base 331 to 1653 and encodes 440 amino acids. Lineage: Eukaryota; Viridiplantae; Streptophyta; Magnoliopsida; Brassicales; Cleomaceae.
AUACACACAUUGUUCCUUUUUCACCAAAAAUGGCAUAAAUUUAUCUUCCUUAUUUACCCUUUGCCUAAAUACACAUUGCCCUCCCCCCUCUCUACUCUCCGGAGACUCCCCCUCGGCUUGUCCUAGGGUUUCUCUCUCCGCCAUCUCCGUGACUGAAUUUCCGAGCAUAAGUAGGUUUAACUUAUUCGCCGCCGAGAAUUUUAUCCCGGCGAUGGAAUUUGCGAGAGGGCCAUCGUCAAUAUAUUGAACAAGGAGAAAGGAAAAGAAAGUCAAGCUUAGGAUACUGCUUGCAGCGAAUCUUUAUCCAUAUUUCCGUAAAUUGCAAUUGCAAUGGAGAGAUUUGAAGGUUCUACAUUAGCAAUAGCUGGCUUUUCUAUUCGGAGAAAGAGAUCCACCGUGUCCCGUGUACCGCGUGUUAUAUCAGGGACUUCCAAUUGCUUCACUUUUCUGCCGUCUUCGACAGAGGUGUCCACUAGUCUUCCUUUUGAGGAGAACACGGCUUUCAGGAACGUGGGUCAUCUGAGUCGACAUGCCACUGUGAACAAAGUGAAGUUCAAGUUUAAGACAGAUGGCGCUGCUCGAGAAAUCAAAACCAAUUCGAUGUCUGAUAUCAACGGGGAGAGACCUACUUGCCAUUCUCAUGGGAUUCAGUCAGCAGAAUUCCAGCUUAUGGAGACAUCACCAAUGCAGGACGAAAGACAAAGUUCAUUUCCAUAUAAGGUAGAAGGCAAUGGGUUACAACAGAGACAUGUGCAGAAAACAAUCUGUCUGGCAGAGAUUCAUCAAUUUAGAGAGAAGCCCUCCGAGAUUGUGAAUGGAACAUCUAUGUCCAAAUCAGUUCGAAAGAGCAAAAAAGGUCUUAAGAGGCGUGUAUUGGAUGAGGAACUAGACAGUGAUGAUGGAGAUGAAGAAAUCAGAUACCUUGAGAAGUUAAAGUCUAAGAGGACUUCCAGAGUCUCUGAAGCUGAGGAGGAGGAAGAGGAGGAAGAACAUCUCUCAGAAGAUAAAUUCGGUACACGGAAGAAGAAACCAAUAAUGUGUAUGGUUGAUUCUUUCCCAGCAGGAGCAAGUGGGCAGACUCCUACUACGCGCACUCGGGCUCUCCAGUCUGGGAAAGAUGCUUCUUCUCUCCCUGGUUCGGGUCUUCUUGAAUUCCCGGAUGGCUUACCUUCAGCCCCUUCCAAAAGACAAAGACAGAAGCUUUCUGAAAUGGAACAACAGUCCAAGAAAGCUGAAGCUGCUCAGAGACGACGAAUGCAGUCAGAGAAGGCUGCCAGAGAUGCCGAGGCUGAAGCUAUCAGAAAAAUACUAGGGCAAGAUUCCGGGAGAAAGAAGAGAGAGGAGAAGAUAAGAAAACAACAGGAAGAACUUGCACGGGAGAGAGCCGCGAAAUCAAACACAGUCGCGGCGAACACCAUUAGAUGGGUCACUGGUCCAAGUGGAACGACCGUGACUUUUUCUGAAGAUAUUGGUCUCCCAGAUAUAUUCAGACCGGUCACAUUCAGUUAUCCUCCUGCACGGGAAAAAUGCGUCGGGCCAAACUGUACCAACGCAUACAAGUACCGGGAUUCAAAGUCGAAACUUCCUCUAUGCAGUCUGCAUUGUUACAAGGCAAUACAAGAGAAGAAGAUGCAACCUCUUAUUACAUGCUAGCAAUCAACAAGGGGAUUUUUUGCUAACCGAGUCAAAGAAACAGGAUAAAGAUUGCGGCAGAGUUGUGCCAUGACCAAUGCAAAACGAAGAGAGUUCCAUGGUUGGGAUGAAAACAUUGGGAUUGCAAUUAAAGGGUAUAAUGCCGAGUACACACAUUGUUCGUCUUCGGUGCUUUUUUUAGCUCACGAAGCAAGAUGAAAACAGCACAAAAUAUUGUUUGUAGAAUUAAUUACGACAAUUAACACACUGGACGGUAUUUACUUAACAGGUGGAUGGACAUUUUCA